Messenger RNA from Trypanosoma cruzi, 386 nucleotides. RefSeq lists its product as uncharacterized. The record is from RefSeq and is a predicted model, not a curated record. The transcript has a single exon. Lineage: Eukaryota; Euglenozoa; Kinetoplastea; Trypanosomatida; Trypanosomatidae. The annotation marks the transcript as partial.
AGGUAAAGGAGCCGAACAGUGAAAAGCUUCUCCAUCUGUUUUUGCGGCGAUUUAAUGCGUCCGUCUCCAACUCCCUGGAGGUUGUUUCGGAGUCCUCCGGGCGCAGCGGCGUUGCCGCGGGUGCCGAUUCUUCUGCGCGUAGCAUCAGCGAGUCACUGGCAAGUCGACUGAACUGCGCCGUGGCGGAGAUAACUUUUACGCCCGCCGCUGGGGAGCCCUUGGCCCAUGGACUCUGUCGGGCAUUCUACAACUCGAACCACAAAUUUCACUACAUUGCUGUUGUUGCGGUGCCAGGUGAUGAGUUUGAGGUGUCAAAGGACCUUCUCACACACGCGUUGCUGGCGGUCGUGGAGGGACGGGUGGAGGCAGCGGCAAAACGCACUUAA